Dacryopinax primogenitus is the source of this 1077-nucleotide messenger RNA. Its product is annotated as adenine nucleotide alpha hydrolases-like protein. Gene Ontology annotation, molecular function: FMN adenylyltransferase activity. Lineage: Eukaryota; Fungi; Basidiomycota; Dacrymycetes; Dacrymycetales; Dacrymycetaceae. Gene Ontology annotation, biological process: FAD biosynthetic process. The transcript has 3 exons. The record is from RefSeq and is a predicted model, not a curated record. The coding region runs from base 1 to 1011 and encodes 336 amino acids.
AUGUCCUCAUCCCCAACAUCACCAACAACAGGCAGCAUCACCCUCCUCCCUCAACCCUCAUCAUCAUCACCAACAGUCUCCCUCACAUCUCUCUCCAAGCUCUACUCCUAUGCCCGCUCCUCACCUUCUCCGAGUGACACCCUACACCCCCAUGUAAAAGAGGCAGUAGAAGUGAUUGAAGCUGCUUUAGAGGAACAUGGAGAGGAGAAUGUGGCUCUAAGCUUUAAUGGAGGGAAAGACUGCACCGUCCUCCUCCACCUCCUCGCCGCUGUCCUGUUACACCGACAUCCUCCGCAGUCCAGUAGCACCCCUCCCUGGCCUGCCAUUCCCUCGAUCUACGUCUCCCAGCCCUCCCCCUUCCCGCUCAUGGAGUCCUUCGUCCACAGCUCCACAUCCUACUACUCCCUCUCCCUCCUCCUCACACGGCACAAAUCCAUGAAGUCUGCUCUCUCGGCCUACCUCUCCCUCCGCCCAUGGACAAAAGCCAUCAUGGUCGGUACGCGGAGGCAGGAUCCUCAUGGGCGUGAACUACGGUUUAGGCAGAUGACAGACCCCGGCUGGCCGGCAUUCGAGCGCAUACAUCCGGUGAUCAAUUGGGGAUAUGCCGAGGUCUGGUGGUUCCUACGAGAGUGGGAAGUCCCCUAUUGUCAAUUGUACGACUUGGGAUAUACCUCGCUCGGCUCGACGUAUAACACGUUCCCGAAUCCGGCCCUCGCGGCCAAGGGGGGAUAUAGGCCGGCGUAUGAGUUGGAGGAUGAGAGUCUGGAGAGGGCGGGGAGGGAAGAGGGCAGGUCGCCUGUUCUUGUACAGCGGCAGUUACAGGAUGCACAGGCUGAGCAGGGGAAGUGGGAAGUGGACGGGGUGGAAGGGCAUGGGGGGAUGAACGGGAGUGUUCUGCACCCCCCAGAGGCUGAGGAGUCAGGGGAGGUAGUUGCUGGGGAGAAGGGGGAGGUGCUGGUCAAUGCGGAGAUGGAGGAGCAGGAGGACGAAGACGAUACGGGCUCGUUGUGAACGUCUUCCAGGAGGGGCAUGUAUGCACGGGCGGACUCUUGUAAGGGACGCGAGUCCUAAGUUAAA